GUGCCGUAGACCGAAAAACUUGACCAGAAAUUGUAAAAUAAAAUCUAUUUCCUAUCACUUGCUAUUGUUCAGCGACACCUUCGUCUCGUGCAGGAAAGGUUUUCUGGAUUUAUUUAAUUUGAAUUAAAUCUAAAAAUUUCAAUGCCAGCUGCAAUACCACGAUUACUUCAAAUUGCUCUAGUUGCUGGAGCAAUAAUUUGCUUAUGGCUAGGACAAGUACAAGCAAAACGCGGUUGCAUUGCGUUCGGCCACUCGUGUUUCGGUGGACAUGGAAAACGCUCCGACCAAGAGGUCUUCUCACCCUAUGAAACUCCUGAAACAACCGCACUUGUUAAUCAGAGGUCACCCACAGGAUAUAAUACACAACUGCAACCUUCGGAUGUUGAUGAUGAAGCGAUCCGUUCAAAUUUGGAACAUAUUAUUGUAAAAUGGUUGCAGCGCUAUCGGCUGAUGCAGCUAGGCGAACCAAUGAAACCGAGCGAUGGCACUGUGGAUUAGGAGACAAUAUUUGACAAACACUCUUUAUAUUGACGUGAUACAUUCAAAACUCAAUAUCACUUCAAAUCCAUGUUAUAUUUGUAUCUAUAUUGGUCUUCUCAAGGAUGUGACAUAUAUAUAAAUAUAUGUAAAUUAAUAAU
Molecule: messenger RNA, 638 nt
Organism: Ctenocephalides felis (cat flea)
Lineage: Eukaryota; Metazoa; Arthropoda; Insecta; Siphonaptera; Pulicidae
Product: neuropeptide CCHamide-2-like
Exons: 5
Coding region: 142-498 (118 amino acids)
Source: RefSeq, a predicted model, not a curated record